Manduca sexta (tobacco hornworm) is the source of this 874-nucleotide messenger RNA. Its product is annotated as collagenase. Lineage: Eukaryota; Metazoa; Arthropoda; Insecta; Lepidoptera; Sphingidae. Gene Ontology annotation, molecular function: serine-type endopeptidase activity. Bases 218 to 805 code for a protein of 195 amino acids. Gene Ontology annotation, biological process: proteolysis. The transcript is spliced from 4 exons. The record is from RefSeq and is a predicted model, not a curated record.
UCGGAGCUGUAAAUGUAGGAAAUGAGCUAAUGAUCUUCAAAACAUUCUCGAUGACGUCAACAUUACAAAACGCCGCAUAAAAACCAGUUCAUUGAUUUUAUCAAAUUAUAUCUUAAGUAGCUACCUUCUACAUUAUAAAGUCAUGAUGAUAAUAGCUAACUGAAUAUAAAAGAGCAUCAGGAAUUUGGAGAUAAACAUUCUAGUCUACCUGUUCGAAAUGAAUCUAGUAAUCAUUUUGGUGUUGUCCGCAGUAGCGACCGCAUUGCCUGCGGAUGAGCCUUAUGGCUACCACAGGAAAGUUGGCAUCAAGUUGGCAGAAAGUUUAAGACAGGCAGAACUAGCCGCGGACUUCGAUGGCGCGAGGAUCACUGGCGGCGCUCCAGCGCCGCUGGGUGCUCAUCCUUACAUUGGCGGUCUGCUGAUUGCAUUGCGAUCAGGCUGGACAUCAGUCUGCGGCUCCUCAUUGAUAUCUCAUACAAGAGCAAUAACAGCCGCCCACUGCUGGUUCGACGGCAGGGAAACUGCACUUGGCAUAACCAUAGUGUUGGGCAGCACGCGUCUCUUCACUGGGGGCGUCAGAGUUAAUUCAACUAACGUGGAAAUCCAUGAACAAUACAAUCCCAUAAACCUUCUCAAUGAUAUCGCUAUAAUCUAUCUGAGCUGGAUACCGUUUACACCUGUGAUCCAAGCUAUCGCCUUGCCCACUGGCUCCUUGAUGAACGAUAGUUUGCUGGUCGCGGGGCGUGGGCGUCUGGCUUCGGAAGACUGGGCGAUGCGUCUGGAAUCUACGCCCAUCAGUACCUGAGCCACCUUAAACAUGUUAACACCUUUCUGUGUUCCCCUCGUUAUUAAAUAUAACUCGAGAUCUGAUAAU